AUGCCAAAUGGUAUGCACUUGCAAGACAAAGUUAAGGUCUUAAGGGCACUAUAUUUUAUGGAGGUGACCAAUCUUGUUGUAGUCUUGCCAGCAGUUUUGGCAUUCUUUGCACUUUCUCUACAUCUCAUCAAUAGAAUGGUGAGACUCAGAAACCUGAAUCUUCCUCCUGGAAGAUUAGGGUGGCCUAUUGUUGGAGAAACCUUUGAGUUUAUGCGUGCAAUGCUUGAGGACAACGUGUUAAGGUUCAUACAAGAGAGAGCAGAGAAAUAUGACUCUAGGGUGUUCAAGACUUCAAUGUUUGGAGAUCCUAUUAUUGUGUUUUGCGGGCCAGCAGGGAACAAGUUCCUAUUCAGCAAUGAGAACAAGAAUGUCCAAGUGUGGUGGCCUAGUUCGGUGAAGAAGCUGCUAAGGUUAUCCCUUGUUACCAAGGUUGGUGAUGAGGCAAAGAUGGUGAGAAGGUUGCUCAUGAACUUUCUGAAUGCAGAAACACUCAGAAAUUACUUGCCAAAAAUGGAUAGAAUUGCUCAGCGCCAUAUAGACAAACAUUGGAAAGGAAAGGAGCAGGUGUUUGUCUAUUCCAUUCUAAAACUAUACACCUUUGAAUUGGCUUGUUGCUUAUUUUUAAGCAUUGAAGACUCUGACCAAAUAGCAAAGCUUUCGUUAAAAUUUGAUGAAUUUCUGAAAGGGAUGAUUGGCUUCCCCCUCAACAUUCCUGGCACAAGGUUUCAUCGUUCAAUGAAAGCUGCAGAUGCAAUAAGGAAAGAAAUCAAAAUUAUUCUAAAGAAAAGGAAAGUGGAUUUGGAGGAGAAGAGGGCAUCACCUACUCAAGACCUUCUAUCGCACAUGCUUGUUACAUCUGACCCAAGUGGAAGGUUUAUGCCCGAAAUGGAGAUUAUUGAUAACAUACUUCUUCUACUUUUUGCAGGCCAUGAUACUUCUAGAUCAGUGUUAUCAUCGCUCAUGAAGUAUCUUGGACAGUUGCCUCAAGUUUAUGAGCAUGUCUUGAAAGAACAACUUGAAAUUAGUCAAGUGAAAGAGGCAGGACAGUUGUUGCAAUGGGAAGAUGUUCAGAAAAUGAAAUACUCUUGGAAUGUUGCAUCUGAAGUCAUGAGGCUGUGUCCACCAGUGAGUGGUGCUUAUAGAGAAGCUACAACGGAUUUCACCUAUGCUGAUUAUAACAUCCCCAAAGGCUGGAAGUUGCAUUGGAUAACUGGUUCAUCACACAAGGAUCCAACACUCUUCUCAAAUCCAGAAACUUUUGAUGCUUCAAGGUUUGAAGGAGCAGGGCCUACACCCUUUUCAUUUGUUCCAUUUGGAGGUGGCCCCCGAAUGUGUUUGGGGCAAGAAUUUGCUAGACUAGAGAUACUUGUGUUCAUGCAUAAUAUUGUGAAACGGUUCAAGUGGGAAUUGGUGAUUCCUGAUGAAAAGUUAAAGUAUGAUCCCAUGCUAGAACCAGUAAAAGGACUUGGAAUUCGGCUUCAAGCUUCUAGUUACUAG
Sphenostylis stenocarpa is the source of this 1497-nucleotide messenger RNA. NCBI's taxonomy places the organism in Eukaryota, Viridiplantae, Streptophyta, Magnoliopsida, Fabales, Fabaceae. The record is from the annotation of a GenBank genome assembly.